This is a messenger RNA of Lathyrus sativus (Indian pea), 951 nucleotides long. The record is from the annotation of a GenBank genome assembly. NCBI's taxonomy places the organism in Eukaryota, Viridiplantae, Streptophyta, Magnoliopsida, Fabales, Fabaceae.
AUGGAUUACCGAUGGACCAAAGGCAAGCAUGAAACUGUUGGCCGUGACAGGAAGCAAUUUAUGAAGGAUCGGGCUUAUGAGGACUCCCUUACCGGGGAUUUUCGCAUGCCGAUCAAUCAAAGGCCAACAGAAAAUGUUGAUCUGGAUAAUGUUGAACAAGCAUCUCUGGACAUUCAUAUAAAUUCAUCUAAUAUUGGUUUUAAGCUUCUUCAAAAGAUGGGUUGGAAAGGAAAGGGUCUUGGCAAAGAUGAACAAGGAAUAGUUGAGCCAAUAAAAUCUGGGAUUAGAGAUCCAAGACUGGGGGUCGGUAAACAGGAAGAAGAUGAUUUUUUCACUGCAGAAGAAAAUGUCCAGAGAAAAAAACUAGAUAUUGAGUUGGAGGAGACAGAGGAGAAUGUGAGGAAACGAGAGAAGGCAGCAUAUAACUUAUAUGCAUGCCUUUUUACCGGAUUGGUGUUAGCUGAACGUGAGCAAAAAAUUCAAACUGAGGUGAAAGAAAUCCGGAAGGUGUUUUAUUGUGAACUCUGCAACAAGCAAUACAAAUUGGCAAUGGAAUUUGAAGCGCACUUGAGCUCUUAUGAUCACAAUCACAGGAAGCGUUUCAAGCAAAUGAAAGAAAUGCAUGGUAGCAGCAGUCGGGAUGAUAGGCAAAAGCGAGAGCAGCAACGGCAAGAGAAAGAAUUGGCCAAGUUUGCUCAAAUUGCUGAUGCUCAAAAGCAGCAACGGCUUCAACUCCAGCAAGAAUCUGGCUCAACACCAGUUUCAGUUUCCUCAGAAUCUAGGACUGCUACUGCGCUAACAGAUCAGGAGCAGCGAAAUACUUUGAAGUUUGGGUUUUCUUCUAAAGGAUUUGCUUCCAAGAACACUGUUGGUGCCAAGAAGCAAAAUGUUUCAAAGAAGCAAAAUGUUCCAGUGGCCUCUAUAUUUGGAAACGACAGCGAUGAAGAGUAA